Messenger RNA from Stereum hirsutum FP-91666 SS1, 1659 nucleotides. RefSeq lists its product as uncharacterized. NCBI's taxonomy places the organism in Eukaryota, Fungi, Basidiomycota, Agaricomycetes, Russulales, Stereaceae. The transcript has a single exon. The record is from RefSeq and is a predicted model, not a curated record. The coding region runs from base 1 to 1659 and encodes 552 amino acids.
AUGGACGACGCUCUCUCUGCAGCUGCCCCUCCUUAUUCUUCGGUGCAGGUUGUGUAUUAUUCGCCCCAUGCGCCUAUAUCCAGGCUCGCCACCGAACUCCUGCUCCAGAUUUUUCUUCUGCUACGGCCUGCCCACACGAGCAUCACCGACACGAUGCGCGAUUGGACUUGGCUCAGCAUCAUACACGUGUGCAAUAGGUGGCGCGCUGUCGCUCUUUCAUCCGCGCAAAUGUGGACCGAGAUUAUAUCUUCCCGACACACGUCCCUCACGGAAUUUAUGCUCGAGCACUCUCGGGAGAUGGCCUUACAGGUUCAGCACAUACACUCGACCGAGUUGUCAUCUUCCUUCUCUAGCAUUCUGGCCCAUGUCCAUCGCAUCCGUAACCUCGUCGUCCGUACGGACGACGACCAGUUACUUGGCCUCCUCCUUAAAUCCUUCUCAGAGUCUCAGAACCCCAACAAUAUCUUGUCGAUACUCGACUAUGACAUCUUACCCAUUUUCAGAACGUCUCAGGACACUGACAUCGCAAUCGACGAUCAGUUUCUUUCGUCCCUCCCCAAGAAACUAGUCUGGCUCAGGCUCCCGCGAAUUCGAAUUAAAUUGCCCUGUUUGCACACGCAGACGUUCGACAAUUUAACGGAAUUUCAUGUCCCGGUUCUCCCACCCACCUCUCUCAUUGACAUCCGCGCUCUGCUCGGACAUUUUCCAAAUCUGGAAGUUCUGACUCUCCAAAGCUUCAUGUUCAAUGCUGACACUGCGACGCCACCUGCACAGCCUGUCUCCCUUCCUCAUCUUAAGAUAUUAUCAUUCACUCAGCAUAUUCCAUCCACUGCCAUCGCGCAUCUGGACUCCGUCAUCCAGUUUAACGCCAAUCUCUGCGUAAACCUCAUAUUUUCUCUCGUGGUCAGAGAUAUCAUGGCAGUUUCAACCUACCUUGAUAAUCGGCAACGCCAAGGAAUCGCCUCUUUCCGACGAGUCACUUUUCAGCUCGAUGAUAUGGGUCCGAAAGGCUCUCUAAAUUACAACGGACAAAUUGCCGUUUCAUGUAAUUCAUCCGUGGAAAGCAGCUCUCCGCACAACACAUGCCUAUUUCCCGAGGCGCAAGGCCCUCAUUUAGAGCCUGGUGCUCUGAUCAUGUCUGGGCGUUACAUGAGUAGGUCGGAAUCCGAUCCUCUUAUAACCCAGUGCUCGGUGGGCCUCCUCCUGAUCGUGGGAUGUAGACGUAUCGAGAGUUUCGUUCUCAACCUUCGAGUUCACAACCUACCGUACCAGUCGUCGACUCUCUUCCCCGCUUUUGAUCAGUUCACUCAGUUAACGCGUCUCCGGUUGAUAGGGCUCGUAGCGAUCGAGACUGUUACCGAGUUCGUUAUGCAACGCGUUCCCCACCAAAGUGGCCAAAUCCCUCUUCCACUCCUUCAAAUGCUCGUGUUACACGUGAACAAAAACCACUGUUCCGCCUUCGUUACGGCAACAUUGGACAACAUCCUGGGUGCUUUCAAGGCCCGUCAGGAAAAUGGGGGCAAACGACUUCGGGAAUUGGUAAUAUGUCUUGGGAAGGAUGUCAGGCGAGAGGUGAGGCGCAAAGUGGUAGAUUCCGGCAUCGCAGAAAAGCAUGGUGUACUUCGGUGGACCAUGGGAGAGACGAUUGUCCAAGGCUAG